AUGGCUCGUACGAAGCAAACAGCCCGCAAAUCGACCGGCGGCAAGGCUCCUCGGAAGCAACUCGCAACGAAGGCGGCUAGGAAAUCAGCUCCGGCAACAGGUGGAGUGAAGAAGCCACACAGAUUCAGGCCAGGAACAGUUGCAUUGAGAGAGAUCCGUAAGUACCAAAAGAGCACUGAGCUUCUUAUCCGAAAGCUUCCUUUCCAGCGUCUUGUUCGUGAAAUCGCUCAAGAUUUCAAGACAGAUCUGAGGUUUCAGAGCAGUGCCGUUUCGGCUCUCCAGGAGGCUGCUGAGUCUUACUUGGUUGGUCUGUUUGAAGACACAAACCUUUGCGCAAUUCAUGCUAAGAGAGUCACCAUCAUGCCUAAGGACAUUCAGCUUGCAAGAAGAAUCAGAGGCGAGAGGGCUUAG
Molecule: messenger RNA, 411 nt
Organism: Vicia faba (fava bean)
Lineage: Eukaryota; Viridiplantae; Streptophyta; Magnoliopsida; Fabales; Fabaceae
Source: the annotation of a GenBank genome assembly